Molecule: messenger RNA, 888 nt
Organism: Anarrhichthys ocellatus (wolf-eel)
Lineage: Eukaryota; Metazoa; Chordata; Actinopteri; Perciformes; Anarhichadidae
Product: serine/threonine-protein kinase NLK2-like
Exons: 4
Coding region: 92-826 (244 amino acids)
Biological process (GO): protein phosphorylation
Molecular function (GO): protein kinase activity; ATP binding
Source: RefSeq, a predicted model, not a curated record
AUAUACGAUAUCUCAACACGAUACGACUCUCUGUCUCCUUGAACGAGGUUAUUUUGCUGAACUUCUGGUCAGCUACGUGAUCACAGAGCUGAUGCAGAGCGACCUCCACAAAGUGAUCGUGUCUCCUCAGCCGCUCACCACCGACCACAUCAAGGUCUUCCUCUACCAGAUCCUCCGAGGUCUGAAGUACCUGCACUCUGCUGGGAUUCUGCACCGAGACAUCAAACCUGGAAACCUGCUGGUCAACAGCAACUGUCUACUCAAGAUUUGUGACUUCGGCUUGGCCCGGGUGGAGGAGCCCGACCCGACCCGUCACAUGACCCAGGAGGUGGUGACUCAGUACUACCGGGCCCCGGAGGUUCUGAUGGGCUGCCGGCACUACGGCUCGGCCAUCGACGUCUGGUCGGUGGGCUGCAUCUUUGCAGAGCUGCUGGGACGACGCAUCCUCUUCCAGGCUCAGAGCCCCAUUCAGCAGGUGAGAGGACACGCCCACCUUUCAGUCAAGGAGGAGGGUUUACUGUGUGAGGGUCACAGGGAGAGGACACGCCCACCUUUCAGUCAGGGAGGAGGGUUUACUGUGUGUGGGUCACAGGUAGAGGACACACCCACCUUUAAGUCAGGGAGGAGGGUUUACUGUGUGAGGGUCACAGGUAGAGGACACACCCACCUUUCAGUCAAGGAGGAGGGUUUACUGUGUGGGUCACAGGUAGAGGACACACCCACCUUUAAGUCAAGGAGGAGGGUUUACUGUGUGUGGGUCACAGGUAGAGGACACGCCCACCUUUCAGUCAGGGAGGAGGGUUUACUGUGUGAGGGUCACAGGUAGAGGACACACCCACCUUUAAGUCAGGGAGGAGGGUUUACUGUGUUAGGGUCACAGGGAGAGGA